Solea senegalensis (Senegalese sole) is the source of this 4782-nucleotide messenger RNA. It is a transcript of the gene phf21b, whose product is annotated as PHD finger protein 21B. The record is from RefSeq and is a predicted model, not a curated record. The transcript has 14 exons. Lineage: Eukaryota; Metazoa; Chordata; Actinopteri; Pleuronectiformes; Soleidae. The coding region runs from base 377 to 2092 and encodes 571 amino acids.
GCCUCAGCACAACUUUUCCCCAGGCAAAGUGAAAUCAAGCCGCGGACUCGGACAAAAUAUAGUCCUCGCGUUUCAACUUAAAAUUACCGACGUUUAAGCCUCCCCGCGGGCCCGGAGCACCCCUCGACGUUCGGCCGUGAUCCGCAGAAGCCCCCUGUCGGGUCCGGAGCUCUUUCUGCCGGGUUUGAAUCACUUUUGGAGACGGGCGGAAAGUGUGUGAUGAGUCCUGGGCUGUAAAAGAAGCGAGAACUUGCUGUGCAGCCCGAGAGUAGUUCUUCUUUCAAUUGUUAUUGUCGCUUUAAAAAAAUCUUUAAUUCACUUAAACUUGGUGUCGGCGGCGUCGAAAGUGGCGGAAAAGUGCUUUUGUGAGCGGAACAUGGAAGUACAAGGCCCGCAGGAGGCGUUGAAAGUGGAGCUCCAGUGUCAUCAGAAUCAGACUUUGUGCAAAGGCCUGAAUGAACUGCAGAAUGGACAGAAGCUGUCCGUCAGAACUUGUCCCGUCGGGACGACCAAGCCGCUGUCCCUUAUCAAGCCGUCCACGCAGGGCAUCGCCAUCUCCGUGGUGCCGGCCAAGGCCCCCGUUUCCAUGGUGACCGCACACAUGAACGGACAGAAGGCGGCGAGCUCGGAGCCGCUGCAGACGUCCCCCAUUAACCUUCAGAUGGCCGGCAGGGCGGCGACGGGCGCAGUACACGCCUUCAGCAGCAGGAGGGCGGUAGAGCUGCCGUCGUCUCAGAUGUUAGGAACUCUCACUGCUCUGCCCAUCAAGGUGCCUACAGUCAGCUCUCUGCACCAACUGGAAGGACAAGCAGCAACACUGUUACCUCAGGUCAGGCCAAAGACCCAGAUCCCAGACAGCCUCCCCCACAGUCCGUGUCAGGAACUGCAGCCUCUCAGUCUGCAGAGAGCCACCGCCGUGGUCAGCCCUAAGAGCCAGGGCGCCACACUGCCCACCGCCAACAGCACCUUCAGCCCCGACCACCAGCCCAGCGGUCAGAGCGGUGACUCCUCGCCGCAGGCUCCUCCCCACGGCCCGGUGGGAGGAAUCGACUCCGGCAGCCUGACUCAGCAUGCGUCGGCGGGGCCCGGAGUGGCGUACGCCAUCAUCGCCGCCUCCCCCGCCACCGGCAACGGAGUGACUGCGGUCAGCGAGGCCGUGAAGGUGAUCAUAAUCCAGCCACAGGCUGCGAGCAGUGGCAGCACCGAGGCGUCGCCGGGCAUCCAGGCUGACCUGCCCUCACAGGAGGCUCCGCCCACUCCCAAAUCCCCGUCCCUUAAGAAAGACGAGGACCCAGAGAAAAUCGCCUUCAUGGUCGCGCUCGGCCUCGUCACCACUGAACACCUGGAAGAAAUCCAGCUGAAGCGUCAGGAAAGGAAGAGACGAAGCACAGCCAACCCGGCGUACAGCGGCCUCUUUGAACCCGAGCGUAAACGCCUGGCGUCACAUUAUCUGAACAGCUCCCUCUACCUGUCGGCACGAGACACUGAGGACCUCUGCUGGAAGGAGGAAGUGGAGCAUGACGACCACUGCGCCGUCUGUAAGGAGGACGGCGAGCUGCAGCCGUGCCACAACUGUCCCCGCGCCUUCCACCCCAACUGCCUCUACCCGCCACUCAAGACUCCGCCCAGAGGCCCCUGGUACUGCCCCAAGUGCCAGAAGAAGGUCCUGAACAAGGAGAACAUGUCGUGGCCUCAGAACUUUGUCCAGUCCUACGUCACACACAAGACGGUGAGGCAGGAGGAGAAGCGACGACUCCUGAGACGAAACAGCGAGCUGAAGAAAGCGUGCGUUCACCUGGAGGAGCAGGACAAAGAACUCAACGACACCAUCGAGAAAUGUCGGGACGCGAGGGAGCGACUCCUCUCGCAGCAGCGAGACGCGCAGGCGUCGCUCGACCGCCUCAAGUCGCUCGUGCGACUCAUCCAGCGCGACCAGCUGAUCCAGGUCACCAUGACGACCACCGCCACCAUCGCCGCCGCCUCGCUGCUCUCACAGUCCUGCAUCAAAGCCACCAGCACCGUCGCCGCCGCCCAGGGCGCUCUGACCACGCCCCUGCAGAAGAGCCACGCCCACAGCCAGGACAACAACUAGCCCCGCCCACUCCAGAUUCGCUUUGUCCGGAUUUAAAAAUCGUCAACGAACUGAGAUGGCGCCGACGUCCACACGAGUCAAGUAUUUUUAAAAAAAAUGACACCUACAGUGCUUAACGAGAUUUCUGUUUCUUUUCUUUUUUUUCUUUUUUUUUUAAAAAUACGUUCUUUUCUAUUUAUUAAUGUUCUUGGCCUUAAUGUAUUUAUGACAUCACAGAAACAUAUUUACAUAUUUCCCUUUUGUAAACACAAAUCCGCGAUACGAGAGAGCGAGGUAGAGUUAGCCGUAGAGACGCGAGGACGUUGUGUACAUUAUUAUUAUUAUUAUUAUUAUUAUUAUAUAUUAUCUGCGUAGAUGUUUGUUUCUGCCAUAACGAUUCAGGAAGACGUUUUCAUCGCGUACGAGCCUUCAAAACAAAAACGAGAACAGAGAGAAUAAUAACGUUUUUUUCAGUAUUAAUAGUCAGAGAAAAAAGUAUUUAAGAGGAAAAAAAAACUACAGAAAAUGAGCGUUUUCUAGUGGAGAGUUUAGUAUUUUCACGCUGGUUCCCGUUGAUAAAUAUGUGAGUAUUCAAGGGGAUCAAUGUACAUAUGUUGUAUUAUUCUUCUUCUUCUUCUUAUUGUUAUUAUUAUGAAUAAUAUCGUCAUCGCAGGUUGUGUUGGUCGUCACAUCCGAAAACUGAGUGUCCGUUUGUUUUCUGCUUGCUCAACUGCAAACAAGAAAAUUACCAAAAAAUGACAAAAAACUAACAUUUUUAAUUCCUAAUGUUUUAUUAAUUUAUUAAUAAUAAUCCACAAAAAUGUUAGCGUUAAUUUUGUGACAUCAGUUAAAAAAAAAUUGAUGUAUUCCCCCACCAUUAACUCUAUAUAUUGUAUCUAUUUUUUUACACGUUUUAUUUAUUUAUUUAUUUUAUAUUUGUUGAUGGGGUGGAAAUUGCCAGAGACGCCGCGAUACGGUAUUAUCGCGAUAUUCUCACACAACAAUUCUAGUGAGAGCGAGCACAUUGCUCCCUCUAGUGGACUGAAACGUCAAAAAGUUUAAUAUUUUACUUGUAAUGUCGGUUCAAAAACAUUUCAAUACUUGUCAAAAAUAUCAAGAUUUUUCACUGUCUCGAUUUUGCCCGAACAGAAUUUUUUUUAUUUAUUUUGAAUUAUUUUGAUUUCAAACAAAUUUUUUUUGCAUUAAAGUCAUUUUCUUGUUUGCCGAACAAACACGGGGCGACAGUUUAGUUUGUUCGCAGCUGCACUCAAACGCACCAUGACGACGACGAUGAUGUAACCAGUGUAGGACAAAAAAAAUGCCAAAAACUCUUUGUUUUUUUUCUACUGGGAUGGUUCAUCUUUCAUGCUUUUGUUUUAUAUUCUAUUCUCUAGAAACGUUUUUUUUACUGGUGUUUUUUGAACGUGUCACCGGUGACGAGCCUGUUAACGACAGACCAACACUCACUGCCUCAAGUACAAAUCAUUUCAAAUCCAGGGUUUUUUCCGUCUUUGUUGCGCCAUUUUUUUUCUUAAACGCCGCCGACGAGGAACGAAGACGACUCUGUCGCAAACUGCAACAACGCUUUUCUGACGGUCGGUGGACACGCGGGAACGGAGACGCCGUUGUCCUCGUCCCCGCGGCGUCCAUUUAUCCCGCUAGUCUUCCUGCUGGUCCAGAGAGUUCCUUUUUUUCCAUCAUAUGUUACAUCAACGUAGAUUUAGUGCAUUUUUUAAAGUCGCCAUCGCACAAACACGAACAAACGGUUGAAAUAAGAAAACAAACAAAAAAGACGAUAAAUGCCUUUAUCACGCAAGAAGAAAAUGUGACUUAAAGGAAUCGAGAGAAGAGAUUUUUUUUUGUGUUUUUUUUUUAAUCAUAUCAGACUGCGUUCGAUUGAUCGCGAACAAAAUGCUGCGUCCGAGGCAAAAUGUACGUGGAAUUUUCAUGAAAAAUUAUCAUUUAGCUUCGUAUAAAACACGAAGAUUCUAAAAGUAAAAGUCAAAAGAGUCUGAAGGUCUGUGAUCAAUUCAGUCCAUUAAAAAAUUGGAAAUUAACAGGAACACAAAAAUUCCAUGAAGCUAAAAAGAAACCAAAACAAAAACAUUGCACCGUGAACAAAAUGACCAGAAAAAGUUUGGUGGAAUUUUAAAAAAUGAAAUAAAAAUUCUGAAUUUCUUUUGGACGUAAAGCGCCACAGACCCCAGACUCUUCAGUCAGCCUAUGAUCAAUAUUGUGGAACGUUAUCGCAGACAAAGUCAAUGUUUCUGAAUCGCGAUACAGAGUCAUGAAAAAGAGAACUACAACAAAAUCUGAAUGAAAACAAUUUCAUGUAAAUUGUUGUUUUUUUUUAAAUUCAUGCACCUUUACAAAAAUAUUCUAAAAAUGUGUAGAUUUGUCGUUUUAAAAAAACAACCCUAACCUUGAAAAUUUUGUGAAAUAUCUUUGACAAAAUUGUGACAGAAAUGUUUUCAUAUUUCUUUGAAUUUUUUGAAGUUUUUAAAUUUUUUUUAAAUUUCCUGACACAAUUUUGUCAAAAAAUUCCAAAAACAGAUAUGUUAAUAAACAUAUCAUGAAUUUUAACUCAAUAAAUAACAAAAUAUGAUUAUCGAGUAUCAAAAGUAUUUUUAGACUUAUCAAUUUGAAUCUUUUUUGCGACUCUGUACCACAAAUAAAUAUCACGAAUAAAUUCAUUAUCACACACCAUGUGA